CCAGUUGUCUGUUGACAAAUGUGACCAAUGCAUAUCUCUGUCCCGUCGCCAAAUGGAAUAAAAUGUAACUUCAGAGGAUUUUGUCGAGGUAACGAAGCUUCAGGUGGACUUUUCAUGAAGCUGUGAAUCCACUCUAAACUGGAACCAUGCUGAAAUGGUUUUCUGGAGAAGAGGGGGAGCCUGGCUCUAUGGGCCCCGGCUCUCCCCGGGGUACUGCUGCUGCUGCUGCAGGUGGAGAGGUCGCUGUAGAAGAAAUGUCAGAACGCCUCACUCAAACUGAGCAGCUGGUCGCUCAGCUGAAAGAGUUGAUCCGGGAGAAGGAUGCAACACUACGCUCCAAAGACGACCAACUAAAGGUGGAGAAAGAAACAUGCGAGGCCAAACUGUCGAAGCUGCGUCUGCAGAACAAAGCAAAGGUGACCUCCCUCACCACACAGCUGGAGGAGCUGAAGAAACAACAGGGAGGUCAGGGCACGCCCACGCACGGCAAAAAGGGGUCGUCAGAAGGAGGGGAGCACGCCAGUCGAGGAAAAAUUGUCCUGCUCAAGAAGAAGGUGGAGGACUUGGAGCAGCAGCUGGCACACAGAGUGGAGGAACUGGACAACAAGGUGAGGGAGGUUGAGUUCCAGCGGCAGCGAGGUGAAGAAAUGGACGCCAUGCUGACGGAGAGGGACAGGAAGCUGGCAGAAAAAGAGGCGUACAUUGUCCACCUGCAAACAGCGUUAGCAGGAGAUCAGCCAGUUGCACCUGCACUACAACAAAAGGUGUCAGAGGACAGCGGGGCGAUGCAGGAGCUGCAGCUGCUGGUGCAGACUCUGACCAGGAAGGUGGGAGAGUCUGAGGAGAGCUCCAGUCUGCUGCAGGAGCAGGCGGACAGCCUCAAAGAGCUGCUGGACUCAGAGAAGGAGCAGUACAGUCAGAAGGAGAGCAUGUACAAACAGAACAUCCAGACAUUCAAAGACAUCAUUAUUCAGAAGGAUAACCAGCUGAUGGAGAUUAACCAGAUGCACGAACAGGAGCUCUUCAAGCUUGCAGCAAAGUCUGACGCCAGCGCAGACUUGGAGCAGCUUCUCAAGGCUCUGAAACAGAAGCUCCACGAGAAGGAGGAGGUGCUUCUGGGUAAAACUCAGGUCAUCGACGUUCUCCAGGGAGAGGUGGACGGCAGGGACCAACAGAUAAAGGAGCUCCAGGAGCGACUGCGGCGGCUACAGGUAGAGCGAGAGAGCCUGGAAUCAAAGAUGGAGGCGGAGAAGCAUGUGAUGAGGGCGCAACUUCGCGACCUGAUGGAGAAGCAGAGGACGGAGGUGCAGCGAAUGACAGAGCAGCAUGAGGCACAGAUGACCCAGACGCAGCAGGACCUCCUGGGACAGCUGGACGAGCUGAGGAGGGCUUCGUUAUCAGCGCCGCCUGCCAGUCAGGAGGCCUCGAGGAGCGGAAACAUGCUUUCAGAUUCAGCAUCGACCGAACGGGUGGCUGAACUGGAAGCCCAAGCAAAACAAAAAACAGAAGAAGCCAGCCGAUCGGAGGCGAAGUUCCUGAAAAUGAAAGCAUGGUCGAAAUCUCGGAUCAGACAGCUGGAGGAGGAGCUGAAGAAGAGCCAGGCUGGCGUUGCCCCCCCUGACCUGAACGCCUUACGGAGUCAGAUCACGGCGCUGGAGGAGGAGAGGGAGGAAAACGUCUGGAAGGUGGAGCAAUACGAGGAGCUCAAAGCAAAGAACGAAAUGCUGGAGGCUAAGCUGGUUGUGUACGAGGAGCAACAGAGGACACUACAAGCAGACCUGGAGCAGUUCACCAAGAGGGCUGCUUCUCAGACAAGUGAGUCGGGCAGCGCCGACGACACUCAGAGCCAGGUGCUGGAGUGGCAGGAGAUGGUAACCGAGGCGGUCAGCGCCAGAGACCGCGCCAAGGAGGAGAAGGCUGCCAUGGCGCUCCGCAUCAGCCACAUGGAGGAGGAAAGAGAGGGACUGAUUGAGGAUGACUGGUUCUUUCCUGGCUGCUCCGAUCCAGCUCUGGCCUCUCGGCAGCAGGAGUUGGAGGAGGAGCUGGCUCAAGCCCGGGGGCUCGGCCACCACAGGGCCAAGAAGAUGACAGCUCCGGCCCAGAGAAGCCUGCAGGAGGACUUUGAGUUUGACGGACACGCCCCGUUCCAGGACCCGCGGAGCCCCUCUGAGAGCACAACCCCGAUGGAGGGAGAGAACAUGGGAGGUUGGUGGCCCGAGUUCAGUUCUCCUGACACAGAUGGUUUGCGUUCGGUUGUGGAGGAGCUGGAGCUGGAGAGGAACCAGCUUCAGGAGCAGAUCCUGAGCCUGGAGGAGCGCUGCCAAGACCUGGAGGAUCGACUGCAGCUGCAGGCUCGCAUCGAGUCGUUACAGAACGAGUCGGACAAACUGCAGAGCCAACUGGCCAGCAUCCGAAGUCAACAGAGCAGAGAUGCAGAGAAGCAUCAGCUGCUGGUGAGCAGCCUCAACGAACAGCUCAAAGGACUGAGUGACACACAAGAGUGUCUGGAGAGUUCUCUCAUCGAGAAGGAGAACACGUUGGCCAAGACGUCGGAGAAGCUGGAGCUCAUCAGCAGCCUCCGAGAGUCUCUGAGUGACAAAGAAGUUCAGUACAAAGAAGUGUCGGACAAACUCCUUCACACGGAGCACACUCUCGAGAAUGUUUCUAAGAAAUGCAGCAGCUCGGAGAAACGGUGCUCUGAGUUGAAGACAGAAGUUGUGGACUUGACGCAGAAGCUGAAUGCGCUGAAGGAGAAGGCACAAAAGCAGGAAGUGACCAUUGAGACUUUACAAAGUGACCUCGAUCAGACGAACGAGGAGCUGGACAAACUGAACACCGCCUACUUGCAGGAGCGAGCGCAACUCAUCCACGAUCUCCAGAGCUGCGAGCGGGAAAUCGACAGUCUGAAAGAUAUUCUCGUUGAAAAGGACAAAGAGAUUUCCACCCUCUCUGGCAACAUGGCGGAGUACGCCGAGCAGAUCGCGGUGCUGAAGCAGGAGAUCAAACUGAAAGACGAGCACCUGGUUCACGUGGAAACGGCGCUGAGUAAAGCAGAACAGGAGUCCAGGAUUAUGAGGGAGUCGCAGAGUUCAGACCAGCAAGCCUUGGACAGCAAGAUGACGGAGCUGAUCGAGAACCUGAAGCAUGCUGAGGCCGAGUUGAUCAAGGCCAAAGAGGAAGGAGAGUCUAAAGGGACUGAGGUGGAUCAUCUGAUCCAGCAGACGGAGGAGGACAAGAAGACGAUUCAGGAGCUUCGAGGGGAGGUCCAGAAACAUCUUGUGAGCCACCGUAAUCACCUCUCUGAAUGUGAAUCUCACAUAACUGCACUGAAGGAGCAGCUGAAUGUCUCCACCCAAAAGCUGCAGGAGUCAGAGGGGCUCAUUUUGCAGCUCAAGGAGAGAAGUUCAAGCAGUGAGCAACUGCAGCAACAUCUGAAUGAUAAAGAGCAGGCACAUGAGAAAGAGCUGAAAUCUCUCAAGGAUGAGCAGAACAAACUUGUUGUACAGGUGGAAAAGUACGACAAUGAAAUGCAGACGUUGUCCAAACAAUUAGAGGAGCAGGUACAGAGCGAGGAGCAGGUCAAGAAGGACAUGCAAGAGAAACUGGAAACCAUAACAUCUCUGGAAAACCGACUGAAGGAAACUGACAAAGAGCUGCAGGUCCGGGAUUCAGAAAAGGAAAAGCUGAGCAAAGAGCUUCAAAGUAAAUCUGACAAUGUCUCCAAACUCAAGAAUGUAUUAAAAAACAUAAAGACCGAGAAGGCUCAGCUGCAGGACAAACAGACGGCGCUGAAAAAGGAGCUGGAGCUGCAGAAGCAGAAUGUAAAUCAACUGAAAGAAAAGGUUCAAUCUGUCUCUGAACUGAACGCCAGUCUGGAGAAUCAAGUGCAAUGCCUUAAAAAAGAGAAGGAGAAACUUGAACUGGAAGUUAGUGAAAAUGUUAAAACAAUGUCAGACGUGACAGCUGAGAAAGAUUCCCUGCUAGCCAGAUUAUCUGCAUUGGAAACCCAGCAAACACAAAACAACGGGAUCAUCGACGGGCUGCAGAAAGACAAAGAGGAACUGACUGCUCAAACUCAGGAGUUAAACCGAGUUCUUGAGCAGAGCACGCACUCAAACUCGGAGAUUCUCCUGGAAAAAACGAACGAAUGUAGUCACCUGAAGCAGUCACUCAGGGACAGAGAGGAGGCGGCGACUCAGCUGCAGGAGCGAGUGCAGAACUUGACUUUGAAGAUGGAGCAGCUCCAGCAUGACGCGGCAGAUAAAGAGCAGACCGUCAGAGAUCUGCGAGCGCAAACAGAGGCACAACAAAACGAGCAAAGACAACUUCAGGAAACGCUCUCGCUGCUACGAGAGCAGGACAGCGGUCUGAAGUCCGGGCUAACUCAGAUGGACGCAGCGUUGAAAGAGAAGCAGGAGGAAAUAUCACACCAGAAAAAUCUAGUGUCAGAGCUACAAGCAGAAAUGGGAUUACUCAAAGAGGAACGCUCACAACUUCAGCAGCAGAUAAAAGAGAGGGAAGAAGUGGUGCAGGAUGUGAAGCAGCAGUGUGACGGACACAAAGAGGAGCUCGAUGAGAAAAAUAAGAUGAUUAAGUCUCUGAGCGGUCAAAUCGCAGCGAUCGAGGAAAACUCCAGAAAGCUUGAGUCUGAAGCAGAGCUGAGGCGGGCAGAGGCGACUGGCUUACACAGUCAAAUCCAGGCGCUGAGCGAGGACAACAACCAGCUUCGUGCUGCUUGUGAAUCCAGAGAAAAAGAGAUUUCUCAGCAGACGCAGGCUCUGUCAGACCUCCAUGGACAGCUUCAAGCCACCUUUGAGCAGAACUCCAGUUUUAGUGUAAAGAUUAACAGCCUGACGGAAGCGAAUCAGAAACUACAAGAGGAGUUAGCCGAGAAUGUGAAAUCUGUUUCUGAACUCACCAGAGAGAGAGGUUUACUCCAAGAGCAAAAAUCUGGCCUUGAAAUUCAAAACGCGGAGGAUCAUAAAACAAUCGAAGGUCUGCUUAAGGAGAAGGAAACACUCACGUUUGCAGCUGAGGAGUUAAAAAAGAUCCUCAAGGAAAGUGAGGAGUCGAACUCUGCAGGUUUGCUUGAGAAGACGAGUGAAUGUGCAAGUCUUUCAAAAACGUUACAGGAGAGAGAGGAAGAACUUCAAAGUCUUCAAGAGCACAUGGAAGGCUUGAAACUCCAAGUCGGUCAACUCAACGUGUCUCUGAAGGAGAAAGAACAAACAGUGUCACAUCAGAGUUCACAGCUUGAAGCUCAGCAGAACCAACUGCUGCAACUUCAGGACACCGUCUCCAUGCUUCAGGAGCAAGGAUCUGUCCUCAAGCCGGCGCUGAUGGAGAAAGACACGAUGCUUCAGCAGAAAUCAGAGGAGUGUAGCGUGUUACAGAACGAGGCCAUGCAGCACAAAGGUCUCUUAUCACGGAUGCAGAGCGAGGUGGAAUCUCUCCGCCAAGAGUGUUUGGAGAAAACACAGCAGAUGGAGCAGAGAGAGCAGGCUUUAAAGGACGUCAGCACGGAGCUGCAGAGCCACAAAGAGGAGCUGAAUAAAAGAAACGAGUCAGUGAUCUCACUCAGCAGUCAGCUCGGGGCCAUGAAUGAGAACUCUGCAGAGAUGGAGGGUGAACUAAACGACCUAAAGGCUGCAGUGCAGAAACUCACAGCAGAAAACCAUCAGCUGACACAAGAAGACGAGCAGAGGAAAGUAGACAUCGUCGAUUUUAAAGAUAACAUUCAAGCACUGAAUGAGCAGAGCACAAGAUUUAAAUGUGAGCUCCAGAAAACGAUCACUGAGCUGUCCAAGGUACAGAAAGAAGGAGAAGAACUCAAAGAGGAACUCAGGGUGAUGCACGCAGAGAAGGAGACUCUUCAUUUGACCAUGCAGGGUCGAGACGGUUCCCUGAAACAGCAGGAGGAUUUCAUCCAGCAGCUCAACAGCAGGAUUGUCGAGCAGGAGGAGCUGAUUAAACAGAAAAGUGCACAAGUGUCAGAGCUGGAAGAUUCAGUGUGUAAACUCAGAGGUCAGGUUGACAGCCUGACGUCAGAGUCGUCACAACUGAAAAAUACUUUAGAGAAAAAGGAGCAGUCAAGUCUUGAAUAUCGAAGUCAUUCGUUAGCCACAGCUGAAAAUCUCAAUUCAAAUCUGAAAGCCAAAGAGACCGAGUGUGAGAGCUUAAAAGAACGGGUUUCACACCUCGAAGAAUCGCUCACAAAGCUCAACAACUCCCUCCAUACACAGAAAUCUGAGGCUGAGCAUCUGAGUAAGACUCUGGAAGAGAAAGAUGCAUCUCUUUUAGACCAAUCCAUGUCUCUCCAGGAUGUUCAGAGAAGAGCGGACGAGGCUUUGCUCUUCAAAUCCCAGUUCAUGGAGAGCACGGAGCUGGUGUCGCAGCUCCAGAGUCAGAUUCAGUUACUGUCCACCGAGUCUGAAAACCUCAAGGGGUCGGCGGAGGAAACGCAAAGUGCCUUUAACAACCUUCAAGAGAAAUACGCAGCUAACUUGGAGGAGCUGCAAGGCGUGAGGAAGCAGCUGUCCCAAAGGACUGAUGAGGUGUCAAACCUUCGGAAGUUAUUGGAUGAUACAAAUACAGAACAUGAGACGGCAAAGAGCGCCGUAGAAACUCUGAGGAACGAGUUAUCUGAGAUCCAUCACAAACUUCAAACGACUGAAGAGCUAAACUCGAGUCUGUCAAAGGAGAAGGAUGAAGCUUUGGCUUCUCAUCAAAAGAGCGUGUCUCUGCUGACGGUCGAAAUAGAAAGACUCAAAUCUCAGCAUCUUCAAGUCGUGGCGCAAAUGAACGCCCUGACAGAAAACCUCGAGCAGAGAGAAAUGGCGCUCCACGCAAUCAACAGCCAGUACACGUCUCAGGCCAAACACACAACUCAGCUGGUCUCAGAAAUGCAGAAACUCGAGGAGCAAAAUAAGAGACUGAACAAGGAGAUCAACUCGUCCAAGCACGAGCAUCAGAAGCUUCUUACAGCCAGGGAGAGCCUGCGAGCAAAGGUUAGUGCCAAAGACGAAGAACUCUCUGAGUUAAAAGACACCAUUCAGAAGGUAGAGCAGAUUCUGCAGGACUCUGAGAAAGAGUGGCUGCUAGUCCUGGAUAGAGAGAAGCAGGAUAAGAGUCUCCUCGCAGAGCAGUUAAAAAGUGUUGAGAAUGAAAUGAAAUCUAAAGAUGUCAAAGUUAACGCUUUGAAGCAAGACUUGGACGGUUUGCAGGAGAAGCUGGCUGAGGCGUCCUCUGCCAUUAGACAUGGUUCUGAUCAGUUGAGCGCUAAAGAGUCAGAGGCCUCAGCGUCCAGGAUUCAGCUGGAGAGGGUUUUAGCUUCUGUCCAGGAGAAGGAUAAUAUAAAUAGUGAUUUACAAAAGGCCUUAAGAGCCGCAGAACAGGAGUUACACAAACUUUUAUCUUUUAGCAAAGACUCCUCUGUCUCGUCAACGAUCACGUCUGAAAGUGCAGCAGAAAAAUCCUCUUUGCAGGAUAUGAUAAAACAGUUACAAGAAGGGCAUCAGUGUGAGGUGGAGGCUUUGAAAACCGAGCUGAAUAAAACAGUGACACAGCUACAAGAGACAGAGGAAACACUCAGUGCAGGACAGAGGAGUAACGAGGAGAAGGGUGAAAAAGUUUCUCUUUUCCAAGAGAUGGUAGAACAUCUGCAGACGCAGCUCAGCGCUGAAUCAGAGAGACUGACAGCAAAAGAAGAGCAGGUUGACUGCAUGAGCGUUCAGAUAAGUCAGCAGAAGGAGUUACUUGCAGGACUUAGUCAGCAGCUAAGGGAUAAAGAUGCAUCCAUCGCCCAAGUCAUGGAGGCGGCCUCCAAUGAGAGGAUGAAACUCGGUGAGGAGAACACUGCCCUGAAAGCUCAGAUGGAACAGCUGGAACAAGAUUACAAGAUCUCCAUGAAGAGGCUCGAGGAGGUGUCACAGCAGUUAGAGGAACGUACAUCACACUCUCAAAGUGAAAUGGAGACCAAGAACUCUGAGACGCUCGACCUGAUGAAAGAGAAUGCCGACCUGAAGAGCGAACUAUCGAAGGUCUCCAAAGAAAAAGACGGGACCAAGAAGAAGCUGCAAGCUGCUCUCCUAGUGAGAAAAGAUCUGUUGAAGAAAAUAGAGCGAUAUGAAAGUGAGAGAGAAGAGAAUGAACACGAUAAAAGUGAAGUCUCUCUUUUAGAAGAUAAAGUACAGGAAGCUUCAAAUCAAGCGCAAGAAUCUGCAAAAAUGUUUGAAGAUAAGGUUUCUCUGCUGGAACAGAAUAUUCUUGAGAAGGAGGAAGAGAUGAUCAAACUCAAAACAGAAAGUGAAAGACUCGUUGAUCACUUACAGUCUGAGAAACGUACUCUGCAAGAAACUUUGCAUGAAAACGAAGGGUGUUUGUCUGAAGCUCUGCAAACUGUGACUGAGAGGAGCUCCCUCCUGGAGCAGCUGCAGUGCAGUGCUGCCGAGAAGGACGAGGCUCACGAGCGGGACAGACACAUCUGGAUGCAGAAAGUAGAAGAGCUCCAAAAUGAAAUGAAGACAUGCAAAGAGGAGUUACAGGACAAAUCCACGAGCGCUGACGCUGCUGUAGAUCUAGAAAACGAGCUUGCAAAGAUGAAGCUUGAGAAGGCGACGCUGCAGAAAAAGGCCCAGGCCGCCUUGCUGGCACGCAAAGAGACGAUGAAGAAAGCUCAAGAAAAUGAAAAGAAAUUAACUGAGCUGAAUGAGCUGAAAGACGACUACAAGGCGCUUCUGGAACAACGCUGUCAGCAGACCAACGAGCUAAACGCCGUCCAGUUGAACUUCGACGAGACGCUACGAGAGCUGGAGGAUCUCCGUCACACCUCUCUGUCAGAGCGAGACGAACUGGGCGCUCUGAGGCAGCUCGUUGAAGAGAGAGAUAAAACUCUGCAGGAUCUGAAGAUGUCCCUGGCUGAGAAGGAGAGUCAGUGCCAUUCUCUAGCUGACUUACAAACCGAACUGGAAAAUGUUAAAUCCAGAAAUGAGAGCAUGUCUCUGGAGAUGGCGAGUCAGUCUGAGACCCUGCUGGUCGUGGAGCACAGAGCAGAGGAUUGGAAAUCAAAAGUUCUCACGAUGGAGGAUGACUUAGAGAAAGCUCGCGCAGAAUUAAAAGAGAAAACUGAAGAAGUGGAGAAAUACAAGGAGACGAUUAAACAUGCCGAACUAAAGAUCCACGAAGAGAAGCAAGCUUUAUUUAAUGAAAGGAACGCGUUGGAGACGCAGCUUAGCAUCUCUCGGUCGGCACUGGAAGAACAUGAAGAGAAAAAACGACUUUUGACGGAAGAAAACAAAGCGCUUGUGGAGAAAAGGACUCGGAUGGAAGUGGAUCUGGAGGCGGCAGCUGCUUCGCUCUCGCAGAAGUCCUCAGAGGUUGUGAGCAUCCAGAAGACUUUAGCAGAAACACAACAGCAGCUCAGUGAGGACAAAAUAGUUUUAUCAAAGGAGCGUGAGGACGCACAACUGCAGAGCACUGAGAGACUGCAGAAUUUGUUGAUGCAGGAGAAAGAGAACGCUCUGAGUGUAAUCGAUAAACUCAGAGACGAGGUGAGCACUCUGAGGAGGCAGCUGAAGGAGGCGGAGAAUGUAAAUGAACAGCUGCAUCAAAGAAAACAAGAAGACGUUAACAAAGAAGACGACGUCAGUUUGUCUUGUAAAUGUGCUGAAAACUUUGAAGUGAAGCUCAAGGAGAGGGACAAUGCCUUGUUAAUAUCGCAGGCUCAAGUUUCAGAAAAGGAAGAACUGAUUACUGCACUUGAACUGCAAUUACAGCAGCAAAUCAAAGUCCAUGAAAAGGCCAUUGACAGGAUGGGAAAAGAGGCAGACGAGCUUCAGAAAUCUCAUGGAAAUGGCACCAAGACGACUGAGCAGGACAGCCAGAGCAAAAUCGCUCUCCUCACCAGGAGACUUCAGGCAGCUUUGCUUUCCAGGAAAGAGCUCCUGAAGGAAAAUGCAUCACUUAAGGAAGACAUAGAAAAGCUCUCGGCCAAACAGGAAGCUAAAGAAGCAGAGUUUAGUUCUCUGGAAUCAUCUCUUUCAAAGUUAAAACAACAAAAAAUGGACCUGGAGAACAGGGUGUUGUCUCUAAGUAAGGAAAAAGAAGAGCUCAGCUGUGAAGCCGAUGGCAUCUGCAACGAUAACCGCAGUCUUUCAGCAGCAUGUGAGAGUUUGAAACUAACCAUAGAAAACAUCACCCAGCAGAAAGAAGCAUUCUCCUGCCAGCUCGAAUCUCUGAAGGACUCUCAAACGGACGAGCUCUCCAAGUGGAAGUCCAGGCACGCCGAGCUGAAGCAAGAGUACGAGUCUCUUCUACAGGCGUAUGAAAAUGUCAGCAGCGAGAUGGACAAGAUGAGGCAGCUUUUGGAGGGGGCCAAAAGAGACAGACAGGAAGCUCUCCGAAAAGUCCACAAACAUGACAGUGAGAUGGAGGCUCUGGAGAAACAGGUGAAAGAGAUGGAGGAGGAAAACGGGAGGAUCAAAGAGAGGAUGCACAAAUUCUCCAAAGACAAGAGGCAAAAGAUUGAAGAGCUGGAGGAGGAGAAUCGGAAACUCAGAGAGGAGCUGAAUGAACUUGAAGAAAAUUACAAAGUGUCGACGUGCAAACUGAGCGAUACCAAUCAACAACUGGAGGCUGAGAUUUGCAAACUGAAAGAGUCCUCAGAGGGUCUAACGGAGAAACUCGCUGAACUGCAGGAUGAAAGUAACCAGCUCGCAGGAAAAGUUGAAGAAGCGACCUGUUCGUUGGAGAAGAAGGACUUGGAAUCAACGUACACAUGUAACAUGCAGCUGAAACUCGAUGAAGCACUCGGUUUAAAUAACUCGCUCACCGCACAGAUCGAAGCCCAGAAAACAGAACUGGGUGCUCAGUUUGAAAUCAACAAUCUGCUGCAAAAGGAGAAACAAAAUCUUUCUGAAAGGAUUGAGAAUAUACAGACUGAUCACGAUCUGCAGUUGGGAAAGAAAGAUGACGUCGUUAAAGAGCUGAAAGACGUAAUCAACAAACACAGCCAAGAGACGAUCAGCCUGAAUGAGAAGGUGAGGAUCUUGGAGGACGACAAGUCUCUCCUGCAGGAGGAGCUCGAAAAUGUUCAGGAGACUUCAGACAAGGUAAAAAAUGAAAACGAGUAUUUGGAGACUGUGAUCCUGAAGAACUCUGAGAAGAUCGACGAACUGACCGAGUUGAUAGCUUUGCUGCAAACCCAAAAGACGCAGCUGUCGUCUCAGUUAGCAGCAAGCGAGGAGACGAGCAGCCGAGUUCGUCAGGAAAAGGAGAAGGAACAGCUUAAAUUAGUGCGGGAGUUUGAGGAGAAACUCAAGUCGGUUCAGAGAGGCAAUGAGGGCUCCAACAACGUGAAGAUGGAGCUGAGAGAGCUGCUCAAAGAGAAGCACCAGGAGAUCAAUCUGUUACAGCAGAACUGCAUCCAAUACCACGAGGUGAUUUUAGAUCUCGAGAGCUCUUUGAAGACCUUGCACUCGGCGUGUGAACAGCUGGAGAAAGAACUCAAGAAAAGCUCAGAGAAAAUAUCCGUUUUAGAGGAGAGAGGUAAAGAAGUUGAAACCGAGCUGGUCAAGCACAAAAAGCUCCUCCAGGAAGCCAGCGAGAAGAUCCUGAGUGUUGAGAGUGAACGAGACCAGCUGGCUCUGGUUGUUUCACAGGAAAGUAAAAAGUCUGAGGAACAGUGGAUGGAGGAAACUAAAUCACGACAAAUUAAAGAAGAGAAACAAGCUCAUACCUACAUGGAGAAUCAGCUUGUGCUCCAGCAGCAGAUAGAGGACCUCAUGGACCUAAAAGACAAAGAGAGUCAGAGAGUAAACGAACUGAGGCAGGAGCUGGACUCUCAGGAUCUUCAGAUAAAUAUUCUAAAGAGAGCAGCAGAGACCAAUGAUGCCAAGCUGUCGGCUUUAUCCGCCGCUCCCCAGGGUGCAGAGGCCACCAAACUGUGGAACGAUCUGUUCCAAAAGACGUUACACGAGAAGGACAACCAGCUGCUGGAGCAGGGUUUCGUGAUCAAGCGGUUCCUCGAGGACAUGAGGGCGAAAGACAAAGAGGUGAACGAGCUCCGAGUGACCAAGUCGAGACUGGAGAGGACACUCAACGAAUACUCGAUCGCUGCAGCAGCACAGCAGAGACAGCUGUUUGUCAUGAGUGCAAGUAACGCUGAAUAUAGUGAAACUGUGGAACUUCUGGCUGUGCAGGUAAAGGAGCUAAGUGCUCACGCUGAUAGAACAGAACAGGAUAAAAACGCUCUGAGCAGACGGCUUGCCGACAAAGAAGAUGUGAUGUCCCGAAUGCAGCUGAAUCUCCAGCAAACGGAGAAGCUAAACGCAGACUCAGACGCUCAGCUGCUCCUUCUACAGACUAAAACUGACCAGCUGCAGGCUGACUUUGAGAAGCAGGAGGGGAUUUCUCUGCAGCUAAAAACUCUCCUGCAGAGCAAAGAUGCCGAGAUCUCCUCCCUGCUGUCCUCUAGAGACGGACAGAUGUCCGGAUAUCUGGAACAACUCCACGCUAAUUAUGGCAAGCAGGUAGCGGUGUACGAGGACCGUUUAGCAUCUUCACGCUACCAACGAGAAAAGGCCGACAAAGAGCUGCGGGCGCUGGAAGCCAAGGUGAAAAGUUUGCAGAUCAUAGUGAACCGGUCUGUGCAGGAGAAGGAGCAGACGGCUGCUCAGAUGGACUCCCUGAAGAACUCGAUGGUGUCUCUACAGAGCGAACGUGAGAGACUGGUGUCAGAAUACAGAAUACUUGAAGCGAAGAGUCAGCUGGGAUUAACGGGUAAAGACGGCUCUGCUGACGGUGAAGGCGGUGCCACUAAAGGCCUUAAACAUGAAAUCAGGAAACUGUUGCAUCAAAUGGACGAUCUGAACUCGGAGAACGCUAUGCUCAGGGCACAGCUAGUCCGUUACAGAGAGGACCUGAAUCAGGUCUUAUCCCUGAAGGACAACCAACUAAGGGGGCUGCUGAAGAAGCAGCAGGAUGUCAUCAAAAAUCUUGAAAACCAAAAAGCUGCAGCUGAACAGCAGGAAAGAGAGUCUCGGCGUGAACUCCAAAAGGAGGAAGAAGAAAGCAGUGCUCAGAAAGCGGAGAUUUCUAAACUCAAAGCUCAGGUUUCAACACAGGAAACUCAAAUAUUAACUCUGAAGAAGGAGAGAGCCAUGACGGAUGAGGGCAGGGUGAUUGGUGAUUUGCAGGAUGCGGUGGCGGCAAAAGCAGCUGAAUGUUUUGACCUUCAGCAGAAGAUUCUCGCUCAGAAAACACUAACCGAUGAGCUCAAGGGAAAAAUGAAGCUGUUGGAAAAUGAAACGGAGAAGACACUGGCUGAAGCUGAGGACAAAUACAACAGUGAGCUGGACACUUUUGAGCGCGAGGUGCAGGUGAUGAGGAACGAGCGAGAGACGGCCGAUCAGAGGGUGGCAGAGCUCGCUAAAGACCUCGUUGACAUGGAGCAGCAGUUGUCGGCGGCUCAGACACAGAGCAAAGAAUCAAGAGCUCAGAAUGAGUCUCUGUGCAAAGCCAUGGUUGCUCUGCAGGAUGACAGAGACCAGCUCAUUGAAGACUUCAAGACCCUGAGGAACAGAUACGAUGAAGAACUCAGAGAGACUCAGGCAGCCCUGAACAAGGUCGAGCGCAGUCUGCAGGACGCCAUCUCUGACUUGGCGAUGGUCGCCAAGGAGAGGGACAUCCUCGUUCAUAAAUCGAAAGCUUUAGAGAGCAAAGACGCUCCAGCAGAGUUGAACAGGUUGAUGGACGAGCUGUCGAAGGCUUUGUCGGAGAAGGAGAGGGAACUGAAGCAGGUCGUGCAGGAAAACAACUCUUACAGCCGGCAGCUGUCAGCCUUCUCCAGAUCCAUGGCCAGCCUCCAAAACGAUCGGGACAGACUGAUGGACGAGCUGAGUGGAGCCAAAAGAGCGGUUGAGUCCAGACAAGGGUCAAGCCCAGAGAGCGUCACCUCCAUGAGUGUGGAGAAGUCGAAAGGAAGCCGUGCCCUCAAGAAAGAGAGAGACGGGCCGGAGACGAGGCAGAUGAUGGAUGAACCUCAGCAAACAGUGAAGGAGGUGAAAACUCAGAGAUUGCCACAUGAAACAGAAAUCUACCAGGAGGAAGCAGCAGAGCUGAGGUCUGAAAUAGAGCGGCCGGACACGCUGCAGGUCAAGCAGGAAACAGCUGUCUUGGCAGGACGCAGCGGAGCAGACGAGCUGGUGGGUCGUCUGGAGGCUGAGAGGAGCCAGCUCCACGGCUCCCUGCAGCGCUGUGUGUACGAGAUCCAACAAAGAGACCAGUACUUACUGCAGCUCAACACCAAGCUGCAGCAGUCAAUGGAGGAGAAAGGUACGGUUGCGGCUCAGCUGAGGGCCGUUUCACAAACCCUGAGGGACACCCAGACCCACUGCCACUGGCUGGAAGGCCAAGUCCAAAGUCAGGCUCAGGGGUCAGUAUAUGCUGAGGUUGCACCUGGAGCCCCCCAGGAGAAGAGCAACGACUCCAUGAUGGCUGAAACAUCUGAAGCCCAUCAACUCCGAGAGAGGAUGCUUGAGUUGGAGCAGAGUCUGGCAGAUGAGAGAGCGCGGAGAGAGACAGCUGAGGAGGCUCUGCGACUCGCUGAGGACAGAGUGAAGAGUGUUGGUUCCAGUCUGUCCAGAGACAGCCAGAGAGACUUCAGUAUUGAGAUGGAAACAGAAGAGGAGUGGGACGCUCUCAGUCUGAACCCAAACCAGCCGCUCAUCACACGGAAGGUCAAAGGGGGCGUGGUCCUCUGCCGCCGCUGGCUCAGGGGGCGGAGCAUGUACUUCUCCAGGCUGCUGACGAGUCGCGCCCGCUCUCGAUAUUUCUUCCUGGGCUACUUACUCACGAUCCACGUGCUCGUCUUCAUGUGCCUCACUGGUGCGCUGUAACCAGGUCACGCUGAGAACAGACGCUAAACGGUGAAGGUCGAGAUCGUUUCCUAUCUGUGACAGAAAACACGGUUAAAAGACUUAAUCUGACACCUACACGGUAACUGGAGAGGCUGCUUUUAAAUCUCCGUUCUGACACUACAGCGUUAUUUGGAAUCCUGCACCAGAUUUUAUUUAUUUUUGUCUUUAAUCGUCAGAAUGAACUCGUCAGUUAAUGCUCACUCGCAGGUUUCUUUCUCUAAAUGUUCAAUCAAAGCCUUAAAAGCGUGAUUCUUUUCCUGCCGUUUCAUCGGCAUGUUGUCGACGGAGACGAGGGUUUCAGAAAAUCCUCAUGGAGUCUAUGGAGUAGAGAAGAGGAGGAAAGGAAACGAGGAUGUCCACUCUUUUAUAUGAAAUCCUAAGAAGGUGCAGAAAGCCAUAUCUGUUCUUAAACUCGACCGGAUGAGUCCAGUUUAGGAACUCAUGCUAACGAGGUUCAAACAUGCAAACAUCUUAAAAAUGUUCUGUUACCAUAACCAGCGCUGGAGACGCCUCUGACACUGGAGCUGGUUUCUGCACCGAUCCAAUACCAAUAGAGCCGACACACUGGGGCUUUGUAUGCCUUCAUUUUAGAGAUAGGAGGGUGGAUAGAAACCUGGGAGGGACAGAAAGGGGAAUGACAUGCACAAUGUCAGGAUUCGAACCCAGGCCACCAACUCUAAGGACUGAAACCUCUGUACAUGGGGUUGGCGCUUACCGCUAGGCUACCGGCGCCCCAAUCCAACACAUUUUUAACCCCAGACUAAAUCAACUGAUUUCAUUUGUUCUUUGCUUUCCAUUGUUCCCUUUAUCGGAGAGGACAGCUGAGGGGAGACAGGGAAUGUUGGGAAGGAUAGAGUCGGGGGUGACAUGCAGUUAAGGGUCAAGGUAGAUUCGAACCCACAGGCACUGCAACGAGGACUACAGCCCCCGUACAUGAUAGAUCUAAUGAAGGCAGAAAUUACCCUAAAAAGAUUGUUUUAAAGACUUUAAAGUCAGGCAACGCAACAAUGAAAGCAACACUUUAGAAUUCAAACAGAGUGGGGCGCCGAUAGCCUAGCGGUUAUGAUGUGUGCACCAUGUACACAGGCAAUAGUGUACCCCCCCCCCCGCUCUCUGCUCCCAUCACUUCCUGUUUCUCUUCAGCUGUCCUCUCCAAUCAAGGCAUAAGAUCUUAAAAAAAAAAGUCAGGGUCAGUGAACGCUGUUAUACUUCAAGUCUCACACUGGUAUCGGAUCGGUGGCCCAGAGGGGCGGAAAGUGAUAUCGGAACAUUUUCAAUCCUUCUCUCAUUAAACGAUGUCACCAGCUGCUCUUUUUCUCCCCCCGCCCGCCUGGUCUCAUACUUUGCACAUAAUGGCGAUGCUGGGUUCAAACUAUGCACUGAUUCUCUUUAAAACGUGUAAAUAAUAAUCUCAUAGAAAGAACACUUCUACACCUCUCCCACUCCCUCCUGUUCCCUUUAACUGUAAAGCCAAAGGUGUGUGUGUGUGUGUGUGUGUGUGUGUGUGUGUGUGUGUGUGUGUGUGUGUGUGUGUGUGUGUGUGUGUGUGUGUGUGUGUGUGUGUGUGUGUGUGUGUGUGUGUGUGUGUGUGUGUGUGUGUGUGUGUGUGUGUGUGUGUGUGUGUGUGUGUGUGUGUGUGUGUGUGUGUGUGUGUGUGUGUGUGUGUGUGUGUGUGUGUGUGUGUGUGUGUUCUCACCUCGGCUCUCAUGCCUGUUUAAACACAGUGAGAGACAACGGCUUCCAAAUACCCUUAAAUCUUUAUCGGUGUGUGUUGGCGUGCAGAAGAGAUCAGAGUGUGUUUAAGGGUUCCUGUAUUUAUUAGUGCAUCGAUCAUGGACUGUAUGUUUGUAUAUAUACAUUUCUAUCCUGUCUGCUUGAUGACUGUACAUUUCUUUUUGAUUGUUUAAAAAAUGUGACGGGUAAGAGACGGGAUUGUCACGGUGGCGGGUCAAUUAACAGGCCAAAGAAAAGUCGCCUCUUGGCCCGAUAAUCGAUCCAUGUGCGUAGAAAUCCUCUUGUUGAUGGUACUCUGUCCUGAUGAUGUGUACAUAAAGGACGACACGAUGAACUGAAUCUAUUUAUGAAAAAGAUAGACUACUGAUGAAUUGUUCAGAUGGCAUAUUUUCUCUGCUGCCGCUAUUUUUAAGAGCGAGUGACGCCGUCGGCCUUCAGAUGACACGAGGCUGAACUCUGUGCAAUACUGUGUCGGUGAGGGGAACCCUUUCAGGUCCUCCUUCAACAUCUCCAGAGAAUUUAAUAAAAAGCUUAACAAACGUU
This is a messenger RNA of Labrus mixtus (cuckoo wrasse), 17192 nucleotides long. Its product is annotated as golgin subfamily B member 1-like. The record is from RefSeq and is a predicted model, not a curated record. Gene Ontology annotation, cellular component: Golgi apparatus. Lineage: Eukaryota; Metazoa; Chordata; Actinopteri; Labriformes; Labridae. The coding region runs from base 147 to 14894 and encodes 4915 amino acids. The transcript has 31 exons.